AUGCUCGUAGGAACAACAAACCUCAUGUCGUCAACAAGCCAUGCAUUCCCCCAAGCCACUGGCGGCACAUACCUCGGGGACGCCGGCAGCGGCAUCGCGCCCGGCCCGGUGUCAGGUGUAGAGGCUGGAGCUGCUGGAAACAGCUCGGGUGCCAUGUCUCUUUCGACUGGUGGACUGAUCGCCAUCGUCGUCGUCGUCGUCGUCGUCAGCAUCAUCGGAGUGACGACGGCCGUGCUCUUUUUCAUCGCCAAGAAGCGUGAGUGGACGGUCAGGGAGACGAUCCGAAGAUCGACGCGAAAGAUUGCCGCGGCCUUCACGCCGAGACGAGGCGAGUUUCCAGACGCGGUCAAGCGGCCGACGAGUCCCGGUCUGUCGCGCUGGCGCCCUGCAAAACUUGCUCAUCAUGCGCCGCCGACACCGCACCGGCGGCCUAGCGACAUCGAGAAGGGAUUGGUUCCGGCGGAAGGCCAUAAAGGCGUCCAGUAG
Molecule: messenger RNA, 486 nt
Organism: Drechmeria coniospora
Lineage: Eukaryota; Fungi; Ascomycota; Sordariomycetes; Hypocreales; Ophiocordycipitaceae
Exons: 2
Coding region: 1-486 (161 amino acids)
Source: RefSeq, a predicted model, not a curated record